AUGUCCGCCAGCAACGAUGUCUACCAGACCCCCUCAACUCGCGCUAUGCGAAUGAAGUAUCUGUUCUCGCCUCGCAUGCGGUUCUCAACAUGGCGCAAGCUGUGGAUCUGGCUCGCAGAGUCCCAGAAGGAGCUUGGACUGCCUAUCACCGACGAUGCAAUCGAGCAGAUGAAGGCUCAUGCCACUAUCCAGGACGACGAGUUCAAGGUUGCCGCCGAGGAGGAGAAGCGCCGCCGCCACGAUGUCAUGGCCCACGUCCACGCUUUCGGCCAGGUCGCCCCAGCCGCCGCUGGUAUCAUCCACUGGGGUGCCACUUCGUGCUACUGCACUGAUAAUGCCGACCUCAUCCUGCUCCGGGACGGUCUCGACAUUCUUAUCCCCAAGCUGGCCGUCGUCGUCGACAAGCUGUCCCAGUUCGCCCAGCAGUACAAGGACCUGCCCUGCCUGGGUUUCACCCACGGUCAGCCCGCCCAGCUGGUUACCGUUGGCAAGCGUGCUUGUCUGUGGAUCCAGGAUCUGCUGAUGGAUCUGCGCAACCUCGAGCGCGCUCGCGAUGACCUGCGAUUCCGUGGUGUCAAGGGCACCACUGGUACCCAGGCCUCUUUCCUGCAGAUCUUCGAGGGCGACCACGCCAAGGUUGAGAAGCUGGAUGAGCUUGUCACCGAGAAGGCUGGCUUCAGCUCCGCCUUCAUCAUCUCCUCGCAGACCUACUCGCGUAAGAUCGAUGUCGACGUCGGCAAUGCUCUUGGCUCCUUCGGCUCUACCUGCGAGCGCAUUGGUAUUGACAUCCGUCACCUGGCCAUGCUCAAGGAGGUUGAGGAGCCUUUCGAGAAGGAUCAGAUUGGUAGCAGUGCCAUGGCUUACAAACGUAACCCCAUGCGCUCGGAGCGUCUGUGCUCGCUGGGACGUCACCUCCAAAACCUGCCUAAGGAUUGUCUGGACACCUACUCCGCUCAGUGGUUUGAGCGCUCGCUGGACGACAGCGCCAUCCGCCGUAUCAGUAUUCCCGAGCUCUACCUGACCGCUGAUGCCUGUCUCAUCCUGCUGAACAAUGUCAGCUCCGGCUUUGUCGUCUACCCCGAAGUUAUCAAGCGCCACGUCAACGAUGAGCUUCCCUUUAUGGCGACUGAGAAUAUUAUCAUGGCCUGCGUGAAGAAGGGUCUCUCCCGUCAGGACGCCCACGAGGAGAUUCGUGUCCUCUCCCACCAAGCCGCCGACAAUGUCAAGAAGCACGGUAAAGACAACGACCUGCUCGACCGCAUCCGCCGCACCGCCUUCUUCAACCCCAUCCUUCCUGAGCUGGACAGCCUCCUCGACGCCUCCACCUUCGUCGGCCGUGCUCCCCAGCAGGUCGAGAAGUUCACCACCACCGAGGUUGUUGCCGCCAUUAAGCCGUACGCCUCGCACAUUGCCAAGGGCGAAACCUCUGCCCUGCACGUUUAA
Penicillium canariense is the source of this 1443-nucleotide messenger RNA. RefSeq names its product adenylosuccinase ADE13 (gene ade13). Gene Ontology annotation, cellular component: cytosol. Gene Ontology annotation, biological process: 'de novo' AMP biosynthetic process. Gene Ontology annotation, molecular function: (S)-2-(5-amino-1-(5-phospho-D-ribosyl)imidazole-4-carboxamido) succinate lyase (fumarate-forming) activity; N6-(1,2-dicarboxyethyl)AMP AMP-lyase (fumarate-forming) activity. Bases 1 to 1443 code for a protein of 480 amino acids. The record is from RefSeq and is a predicted model, not a curated record. NCBI's taxonomy places the organism in Eukaryota, Fungi, Ascomycota, Eurotiomycetes, Eurotiales, Aspergillaceae. The transcript has 9 exons.